GUCGAGGGGGCUUGGAGCGCAGAGCGGUUUGGUCGUUCGUUGGGCUUGUGUCCGUUCUUGGCUCGGCGAUUGCGGCUGUUCCUCGGGCAGCGGAAGCGGCGCGGCGGUCGGAGAAGUGGCCUAAAACUUGGGCGUUGGGUAGGCGUUCGUGGGGUUGCCCGCGGCUGCAGGUUCUGCCAACCGUUGCCGCCGCGGCCCGCGGCCGUUGGGAGCCGAGCGGCGGGGGCUCCUCGGGCCGCUGGUUUCGGGUAGGGUAUGGGGUCGGGAGGUUUCCCCUUGGGGCUUUGUUCCGGAACCGCGUCCCCGCCUUUUCCUGGCGGUGAUUCAGAGGUCCCGACGCAGGAUUCCGGGCAGUCGGGCCUCCGCCCGUCAAGGAAGGGAAGUGACUCCUCCCUGUACUCCCCCUCCCGGGGGAGGCUGCCGCUCCUUGCAGCCUGAGUCAUUAGGGGAGGGGGAGGAGGUUGGCGGCCCUCGGCCAUCUGCCGCCGCGAGGUGGGGCACGGGGAGGCGGGAGGCCCGGCGGAGGGGCCAGGGCCUGUACCCCCGCAGCCCCGGGGUGCGGCCCGGGUGAGCGCGGCGGCCUUAUCUUCGGGGCGUCUUUCUUAGGUGAAAGAAAAUGGCCCGAACCAAGCAGACUGCUCGUAAAUCCACCGGUGGGAAAGCGCCCCGCAAACAGCUGGCCACAAAAGCUGCCAGGAAAAGCGCUCCCUCUACCGGCGGGGUGAAGAAGCCUCAUCGCUACAGGCCCGGGACCGUGGCGCUUCGAGAGAUUCGUCGUUAUCAGAAGUCGACCGAGCUGCUCAUUCGGAAGCUGCCCUUCCAGAGGUUGGUGAGGGAGAUCGCUCAGGAUUUCAAAACCGACCUGAGGUUUCAGAGCGCGGCCAUUGGAGCGCUGCAGGUAAGACAAAGGCCUGGAGUCGGGGGAGGGCUGGGCGGUUUCCGCUCCCCGAGGGGGAUUAAUAGUGUGGCUCUUGUCCUCAACAGGAGGCUAGCGAAGCGUACCUGGUGGGUCUGUUCGAAGAUACUAAUCUGUGUGCCAUCCACGCUAAGAGAGUCACCAUCAUGCCCAAAGACAUCCAGUUGGCUCGCCGGAUACGGGGAGAGAGAGCUUAAGUGAAGGCAGUUUUUAUGGCGUUUUGUAGUAAAUUCUGUAAAAUACUUUGGUUUAAUUUGUGACUUUUUUUGUAAGAAAUUGUUUAUAAUAUGUUGCAUUUGUACUUAAGUCAUUCCAUCUUUCACUCAGGAUGAAUGCGAAAAGUGACUGUUCACAGACCUCAGUGAUGUGAGCACUGUUGCUCAGGAGUGACAAGUUGCUAAUAUGCAGAAGGGAUGGGUGAUAUUUCUUGCUUCUCAUGAUGCAUGUUUCUGUAUGUUAAUGACUUGUUGGGUAGCUAUUAAGGUACUAGAAUUGAUAAAUGUGUACAGGGUCCUUUUGCAAUAAAACUGGUUAUGACUUGAUCCAAGUGUUUAACAAUUGGGGCUGUUAAGUCUGACCAUACAUCACUGUGAUAGAAUGUGGGCUUUUUCAAGGGUGAAGAUACAAGUCUUAACCACAGUGUAACUUACAGUUUCCUUUAAAAAAAAAAAAAAAAAAAAAGUAAACCUGGCAGCUAUAGAAUACACUAUGUGCAUUUAUAAUAGCUAUUUUAUAUAUUGUAGUGUCAACAUUUUUAAAUUAAAUGUUUUACAUUCACAAGUGGUGGGGAGUCUUGUCAUUAAGGUGUGUGUAAUUUAGAGUCCAGUUGGUUUUCUUCUGACUGCACUUGUUCUCAUAGUAGUAAAAUGCUAUGCGCAUUUAUACCUUGCAUAAGUCCUCAUUCUACCACAUGUUAUCUAACCCUCUAGCUGAUAAUGCAAACACUAACUGGGGGAUUUUAUUUAUAAGGGCUCUAGAAAAAAAUACAAGUUAUUCACACCAGCAUCAUCUAUUAACUAAUAUUCUGAACUAGUUAGUGCAGCUUUUCAUUGUGUCGUGUGGUUGGUCUCAUAACUAAGUUGAGUUUUUCUCCUCUGCUAAGAGGAAACAGUACCGAAGUUCUUUUUCUUGUGGCAUUUGUAUUAUAAAAACUUGCUGUGGGGGAGGAGCAUAAAGCUCCAGCCCACUGAACCUCUGCCAAUUAAGAUGGUGUUGGGUUAGGUUACAUCUGGUUACUGUCCUGGGAAAAUCAUUUUUAUAGAGAUGGCCUUCCAAGUGGUUUUAAAAUUUAUCUUAUUGGAGUUUUUAGGUCAAUUAUGUAUGUUGACUAAAUUUACAAUAAACUUGUUUAUCCAACUUAAGUGUCCAAAACCUAAAUUGAAUGUGCUAAGUUUUCACAUGUCCCAUUAUCUAGGUCUUUGUAUACUAAUGUUUUGAGCUUAGUUCAUUUCAGGUGUUGCUUGGUAGACAAAGGAACCUUUUAUUUACAAAGAUACUGUAGAAAGCAUGUGAACAGCUCUCUGCUUUAUUAAGAUGCCAUAAUAUUGCCGUAUUUGCAGUGUGGGUUAAGACAAUCUAUCAAGAAGCUUUUUCCCCCCUCCCGUUCCAUAGCAUAGAAGCCCGCAGGUGUAGAACUCACUCUUAAACUUCAGUAUGAAGCCAGUUUUCUUAUGCAAUGAUGGCCACAAAAGCAUAGUAUGUGGAUGUCAGUGAGACAGCGUGAGAGCCAGCAGUUAUGAAAGCAUUCCUGCUUGAAGCUAGCGACUGCUUAACGUUCUGCCCCAUUAAAUUGCUUUCUCGAAAGUUUGGGUUAGUUUCAAAUUUAAGAUUUUAGAGGGAAGGUAGAGUAGGUAUCUUUCAGGUCGUGAUAAUGAGCUCCUAUGAAAGAAUAUAAUGUAGUGACCGGCUUUUCUAGAAGAUUCAUAAUCAGCUCUGGAACAAGCACACUUAAAUGAUUCCUCACAGUGUUUCAGAAUGAGAUUAAGAUCAGACGUUGGAAUGUGCUAUUCUCUAGAGUGUCUGGAAACAAGUACAGAAACCUGGCUAUGGUGGUGAGUUAGCUUCUGUUUACUACCUGUGACAACCCAAGUGAGUGACACUAGUGAACCUUUUCCCGUAGUCUGCAGGCUGGCAUAGAAGGUUCUCGGAUUAUAUUGGGCAGCUUGCCUUUCCACACUUGGCUUGAGCACUCAACCCAGAAGGCAAAGAGAGCUUUUGGUUGUAGGCAGCUGCCUGUAUGGCAUAUCCCUCGGUAAGGGUAAAGGAGCAGAGGCAAAGGAGAAAAGCAGAAGUUGGAGCUGAUGCAGGUAUCCUAUGCCCUUGAUGGAUGAGACUAAAAUAAAAUUUUUGAAGUUAA
Messenger RNA from Mandrillus leucophaeus (drill), 3272 nucleotides. RefSeq names its product H3 histone, family 3B (H3.3B) (gene H3F3B). The record is from RefSeq and is a predicted model, not a curated record. Gene Ontology annotation, cellular component: nucleosome. The transcript has 2 exons. Lineage: Eukaryota; Metazoa; Chordata; Mammalia; Primates; Cercopithecidae. Gene Ontology annotation, molecular function: structural constituent of chromatin; DNA binding; protein heterodimerization activity. The coding region runs from base 617 to 1117 and encodes 166 amino acids.